AUGAAGAUUAUUUUGAUUUGCUUGUUCCACUUGCUUGCUCUUCUCACUUUACCUACUGUUUCAGACAAGUCAACACAGCCGCGGUUGUCACUACAAUCUCCCAGCGAAGAUGUAGAAAGUCUUGUCACCUGGGACGAAUACUCGAUCUUCAUUCGUGGAGAGCGUGUUCUAUUUCUCUCGGGCGAGUUCCAUCCUUUCCGGCUCCCAUCGCCUGGUCUAUGGCUGGAUAUCUUCCAAAAGAUCCGAGCCUUGGGCUACUCCGGUGUCUCUUUCUACUUGAUGUGGGGAUUACAGGAGAGCGAGCCAGGAAGGUUCCAAACUCGGCCUGGGCCUUACAUCAACGCCGAAGUAUCAGGAGGAGGGUUACCCGGCUGGUUACAACGGUUAAAAGGGGAUGUGAGAUCUGUAGCACCGGACUUCCUCAAUGCUACAAGAGACUACGUCACGAAUGUUGGCAGAAUCAUCAGUGAGGCCCAAAUCACCAACGGGGGCCCGGUGGUGCUGUUCCAACCCGAGAACGAAUACACCAUGUGCUCUGGAUUCACUUCAGUUGAGGAGAUCAGCACCUGCCUUGACAAAGACUAUAUGGCUCAUGUGGAGGACCUGUACCGUGAAUCUGGUCUGGUUGUCCCGUUCGUCAGCAAUGACGCCGUUCCCCUUGGGAAUUGGGCUCCCGGAACGGGUCCAGGUGCGAUGGAUCUCUAUGGAUUCGACAACUAUCCAUUUGGUUGGGGAACUGGAUGCCAGGAUCCGUCUAACUGGACUCGGAUAUUAGACCCCUUGAGUCUGUAUAACUUUACCACCAACAGAAUGAUGAGUCCAGAAACACCUUUUUCUAUUAUUGAAUAUCAAGGCGGAGCUCCUGAUCCUUGGGGUGGGCAAGGUAUCAAUGCUUGCGCCGCCAUGAUCAACCAUGAGUUCGCGCGGAUCUUCUACAAGCUCAACUUCGGCUUUCGUGCAACUAUCGUGAACUUAUACAUGAUGUUUGACGGUACCAACUGGGGAAAUCUGGGAUAUCCUUCCGGGUACACAUCGUACGAUGUGGGCGCUGCCAUAACGGAAGACCGGCUGGUAGCACGCGAGAAAUACAGCGAAAUAAAACUGCAGGCUCAGUUCAUGCAAGCAUUUCCGGCAUACCUGACAUCUCAGCCUCUCGGGGCGUCUUUCGCGAACACUAACACCUCUAGCUUAGUUACGACAUUGCUUCGUGGUGUUUCUACCAAUUUUUACGUGGUUCGACACUUUGAUUAUGGUUCGCUCGAGUCUACAAGAUACACAGUUGACGUCGAUACUAGCGUAGGCCGCCUCACAAUUCCCACGUUAGGAGGCUCGCUGACAAUAAAUGGACGCGAUUCGAAAAUUCACGUCACUGACUACGACGUGGGAGGCAUCAAUCUCGUCUACUCAUCGGCGGAAAUCUAUACUUGGAAAAAGACAGCAUCUAAAAAUGUCCUAUUGAUGUACGGUGAGGAAGGUGAGAGGCACGAGUUUGCAAUUGCCUUGGCGUUAGAGCAUCCAAGCAUAGUUGAGGGCGACGAAAUCAGUCAUCAAAGAAACAAGAGUGCAACUAUUGUUCAAUGGAGCGUCCGAGCAUGUCGCCAAAUCAUCAGGUUCGGCAACGCGUUAGAGGUGUAUUUACUUCAGCGAAACGAUGCGUACAAUUAUUGGGUUCUCGAUCUGCCGCAUCCACCACCGUUGGGCCUACAUAUGUCGCCAUCAAGAUCAAACUUCUCAGUUAUUGUGAAGGGAGGAUACCUCAUGAGAAACGCCACUAUCUAUGGCGACACGUUGGCUUUGAAUGGAGACCUCAAUGGCACAGUCGAAGUUGAGGUGAUUGCGACUCCUGCCGGUUGUUGCUCGGCCCUCAUAUUCAACGGUAAACACGUCAAGACGACGGUCAACGGUGCACGAUUAAGGGGUGUUCUCGAGUACGAAUCUCCUAUGAUCCGCAAUCCUGAUCUCAAUGUGAUGGACUGGCAUUAUAUCGACUCAUUACCAGAGCUCGGGCUUGCCUACAACGACAGUCGCUGGACACAGUGUGAUCGUAAAACAUCCAACAACCCUCGAAGCCUUACUACGCCUACUUCACUGUAUGCAAGCGACUAUGGUUACCAUGCUGGUUCGGUUCUCUAUCGCGGCUAUUUUGUUGCAAACGGAGACGAAUCUCUUCUUCGCCUGUCCACCCAGGGAGGUUUUGCCUACGCACACUCCGUGUGGCUCAAUUCCACAUUUCUCGGCUCCUGGGCUGGCAGCGCAAUUAUACAGGCAAAGAAUCAGACCCUGGGAUUCCCAGGAAAGUUAAUGAGAGGUGCCCCAUAUGUGAUCACGGUACUUGUCGACCAUAUGGGACUGGACGCGAACUUUUAUGUCAAUGAGCAAACGAUGAAAGCGCCUCGGGGGCUCCUAGACUACAGCCUCUCCGGCCAUCAGAGCAAAUCUGACGUCACUUGGAAGAUCACGGGGAAUUUCAACGGAGAGAAAACCGUUGAACUCAGUCGGGGCCCUCUGAACGAAGGCUCCACGUUUGCUGAGAGGCAGGGUUACCAUCUUCCCGGAGCUCCUUUCGAGACAUGGCAACGUAUGGCUCCUCAGGAUGGUCUGUCCCAACCUGGUGUGGGACUUUUUGCCACAACGUUCAAGCUGGAUUAUCCUUACGGGUAUGAUAUUCCGACGAGUAUCGUGUUUACGAAUACCUCAGCUGUCGAUGAUCCCAGAGCUCGGGGUCUGUUUCGGAUCCAACUCUUCGUCAAUGGGUGGCAAUUUGGAAAGUAUAGUAUGUUCAGACAGUUCUCCGUCCCGCAAAAGCACGUCUCUUUGCCAGCCACUUACAACCUCGCAGUAAAUAAUAUUGGACCACAGACAGCGUACCCAAUCCCUGAAGGUAUUGUCAAUCAUCAUGGCGAGAAUUAUCUGGCUCUUACUCUCUGGGCUUUGGAUGAUAGAGGUGCGAAGCUAGAUGGCAUUCGGCUGGAGAACACUGCAAUUAUCCAAACAGGAUAUGCAGGACCAGACUUCGUUGAUGCUCAGAGUUACGCGGUUCGAUACGGGAGCUAUUGA
Messenger RNA from Penicillium egyptiacum, 3057 nucleotides. The record is from the annotation of a GenBank genome assembly. NCBI's taxonomy places the organism in Eukaryota, Fungi, Ascomycota, Eurotiomycetes, Eurotiales, Aspergillaceae.